Anguilla rostrata (American eel) is the source of this 3086-nucleotide messenger RNA. RefSeq names its product cortexin-3-like. Bases 362 to 601 code for a protein of 79 amino acids. The transcript has 2 exons. NCBI's taxonomy places the organism in Eukaryota, Metazoa, Chordata, Actinopteri, Anguilliformes, Anguillidae. The record is from RefSeq and is a predicted model, not a curated record.
GAGAUUGGAGGAGAGCGUGAGAAAAAGGGAGGGAUGAGAGGGAGGGAAUAUUGUUAAAAUGACUGGAGAAAAGCAGAGGGGCGAGAAACAAAGUUGAAGUCGCGGUUCGACUCAGUCGUGGUGGCGUCUCCGGUGGUUUAUAAACGCCCUAAUUCCGCCCAAGAAGAAAUUGUCUCCGUUUUGUUGGCGUCGCACGGGCGGAUUCUCCCGGGUUCUCCACGCGGACACAAGAGCCUCCUGCUAGCCCUGCCCCCAAACCUCCCACAAGGUGCCACAUCCAAGAUGGCUGCCUGACCGGGACACUGGUGUGUCAGUGGCAGAGUCGGGGACAGCAGACCCCUGGUCUGAAACGGGAGCACCCAUGAUGGGCGGGGAGUACCUGAGCAGCACGCUCUCGGCCUCCAGCGCGGCCCUGCCCGUACCCUCCUCCCUGACGCUGGAGCAGAAGGCCGCCUUCGUCUUCGUCCUCCUCCUCUUCCUCCUGCUGGGCCUGCUGAUCGUGCGGUGCUUCCGCAUCCUGCUGGACCCUUACCGGAGCAUGCCCUCUUCCACCUGGACCGACUACAUGGAGAAGGACACCUUCGACUACCGCAUCGCCUGAGCCCGGGCCCUGGGCCUGCGCAGGUGGCUUCUGCCUUGCCUGAAGGACCCUGCGUGGAAACUAUAUAGGGGUCUAUAUAGGGGUCCACCCACGAAGUGUAUCGCAGAAUGUCAUGUAAAUGUUCCAAGUGAACACACACACACGCAUGCAUACACACACACCCACCACACACACACACACACACAUACGCACACGCACACGCACCCACAGGCAUGCGCUCACACACACACACCCACACACACACACAUACGCACACCCACACACGCUCACACACACACACCCACAGGCAUGCACUCACACACACACACCCACACACACACACAUACGCACACCCACACACGCUCACACACACACACCCACAGGCAUGCGCUCACACACACACACACACAGGUUAUUGUAUUACUUCACAUUCUGGCUGACAUGAAAUCAUCUCUGAGCUCCAGCUGAUUCUGGCCACGUCCCGUAAGGAGAUUGCUGCUGGGUGGGGUGGAUGGGAGGGUGAGGCGUGAGGGGUGAGGUGUGGGGGCAAGGGGAGGGAACUUUCUGUUCUUUGGCAGAACAUUAAAUUUAGCCUCUGAUACGCAGCUUCUCAUUACGCACCCGGUCACUUAUCAGCCAGGGAGGGAAAGCCUGUAUGAGGAGAAUUCUGCUCCCCCCUUUCCCCUCACCUCUCCCCCGCCCAGUCGAGGGUUUGACGGAGGGGGCAUAAUUUUGGUUUCUCCACCUCCCCCCCAGGACGUUCUGUUGGGCAGCUUUGAGGUGAAUCCAUUGCCAUUGUACAUAGAUUUAAAAUACAAGACCUUUUCACUUUUAUCUCUUUUCCAGAUUUUUACCAAAUUUAUUCUCUUUGUACAUUUCUUUUUUCUUCUUUGUACAUUCUCUUUUAAUGAACAUACCAGACUUUUUGGGCAUUUCUCCCCCGGUGACGUUUUGCAAACUGGCCUGAUUACAAGGAAAAGAGCUCUUUUUGAUUGGAGGGCUUUGCUUGGUGUUGAUGUGAAUUGGCCAUUCAGGAGACAGGAAAAACAACCUAGGAAGAAGACCCCAGCCAAUCAGGGGCAUUGAGACCAAAGGAGUGGAGAAGGGGGGGGGGGGGUGUCUAUGUGUCCUCUACUGUGGCAUGACAGAAAGUACUUAUCUUGGUGUCAUUACAGGAAUGCCUACAAGCUGUUAAUCCAAGGUUCAAUGUUUACAUGUUUUCUUACAUAUAUAGAUAUAUAUCCAUAUGCAGUGGUCUUUGGGUGGUGUUUGUGGGAGUUCACUUAAAUGGACCUUCUGACUCUGACUUUCGUUUUCUCGCGAGACGAACAGCUCUGUCCCCACAGCGGUCGAAGUAAUCUGUAGAAUCUUUCAAAUAAACUAAAAAUAAAAACAAACAAAUAAAAGUUCACUUAAUUAUAACCAGGUGAUGACGUCACACGGUGAUGUCACAGGCCAGGCCAGAAUGUUCCAGAAUUCGGACUUAAAGCACAAGGCGCAGACCAUUCUCAGCAUCCUCCCCGCAAUCAAUGGAGCACCAGACCGAGAGACACAAAAACACCUCACGUUUAAUCAGGUGCUGGGGUCCGGAACGAACGAGGUGUGGGGCCGCAUUCACCUUUCUGUGCGGUUUUUCAGCUGCUCCCGGUCACCAAACAUCAAUUCUGGCGGGGGGGGGGGGGGGCAAAGCUCACAAAACAUGAGCGCCGCAGUUCCGUCAGCAAACGGACUCGGUCAGAGCUUUAAACGGUCAUAGCACAAGCACACAGCUGGAAGAAUUAGCACAAUAAGCCAGGCGUGUCGAACGUUUAUAGACGCACACACACACACACACACACACACACACACACACACACACAGACACACACACACACACACACAGACACAAACACACACACACAGACACAGACACACACACACACGCACAGACACACACAGUACUAUCCCUUUACUGAAGAUGUCUGCAGCUCUCGGCCUUCCUAGCUAGCUCUUUGCCUUAUUCAGUAGCGUGUUUACAGUCAGCCGAGCUCCAACGGAGGCGCCGCGCGGCAUUUUAAACAGAGAUUUCAGCCAAUCGGCAGGGGGCUUGGAGCCACGUGUUCCCUAUGCUGAUGAUGCGGCACUUUUUUUUUUACUACAGUCUUUAUUGUGCAAAAAAAAAUGAGGAAACUUUUUUUGUGUUUUUUUUAAAGAAUCUAUAAUAGGUUUCUCUGUCGUGUACAGUUGGGUGUUCUCUUCUUGACAUUUCUCAGUAUUUCUUCUGGCAGAAAGAUUUUUUGUGUGGGGGGGUGGGCGGGCUGGGUUGGUUUUGCAGUAAUAUCUGCCACACUCUUGUAAAUGACCUGUGUCAGGGAGAUCUAUCUCCCUAUCUGACUCAUCUGUAGGAUCUACUCUGCUUGUUACUCUAUUGUAGUUCCAGCCUACUUUUUCAAACCUGUUGUUAUAUAGAUUUUUUCCAACAUGGUGAGUUAUUUGUUUUGCUUUGUAAUAAACGAAUGGUGCUUGA